AUGAACAGUUACGUGAGACACGGUGUAGACAGUCCCUACCCCCCUCAAGCACAACGUAACAAUUUUUUGAGAGCUAGAAACCCGCAACAACAAGGCAUUUACAAAGAAGCAAAAAGAAUUGAAGUGGUAGAUGUGGCAGCUACGCCAAAAGAAAAUGAUAAAAAUAACCCUGAACCUGAAACUCUUGAUUAUUACGACAAUUUUUAUCAUACGACCAAAAGUUUGCUGUAUAAGUACUACAAAGUGAUAGGCAGGCCAAUAAUAUUUAAAAACCUCACUAUAAUAACAUACUCUUUAUGCGUAUUUUCCUGGAUCCUUGGCGUUGUAAUCAUGCUUGCACAAUACUACUUGCAAGCCGAUAUGCUUCUGUGGCAUACUUUCGGUUACUACCAUAUUUUGGCGAUGUUGAACGGCCUUUGCAGUCUUUGGUUUAUAAACUGCACCGCCAAAGGCAGGGUUGCCAAAUGGUUGGCCGACAGUUUACAUGAAGCUCUGAAUUCUGAGGAUCCUGCCAGCAGAUUGGGACAGUAUAGGGAUCUGUGGGUAGAUUUGUCCCAUAUGAUGCAACAAUUAGGUAAGGCAUACAGUGGUAUGUACGGGAUCUACUGCAUACUGAUCCUUCUAACCACAAUUGUCGCCAGUUAUGGCUCCUUAACCGAGAUAAUGGACCAUGGCCUGUCGUUCAAAGAGGCUGGCCUCUUUCUUAUCUCCUUCUAUUGCAUGUCUCUGCUUUAUGUUAUUUGCAACGAAGCGCAUCACGCUUCGAGAAAAAUGGGCCCGGAGUUUAGAGAACGACUUUUAAAUGUCAAUUUGGGUUCUGUGGAUUCGAGGACUAGAGAGGAAGUAAACAUGUUUUUGACUGCUAUUGAUAAAAAUCCGCCAAUUAUGAAUUUAAAUGGGUACGCGAAUAUUAACAGGAAACUUAUUACGUCGGUGAGUAUCUUGUUUUCUUUUGAUUAUACUGAACAAUGGGCGAAAUGA
This is a messenger RNA of Brassicogethes aeneus, 981 nucleotides long. The record is from the annotation of a GenBank genome assembly. NCBI's taxonomy places the organism in Eukaryota, Metazoa, Arthropoda, Insecta, Coleoptera, Nitidulidae.